AUGGUAAUUCAGACUGCCCUGCCCCUAAGUAGGACCCGUCAUGUUACCUUGGUUACAACAGUGUCCUCUUUGGGAAGGCACCCUGAUGUUGGUUCACUCUGGAAGAAGUCCUUUCAGGUGCUCUGUAAUUACCCCUUUCACUGUGAGAAGCAUUAUGUAAUGAUAUCUGAGGUGCACUAACAGUUUGUCUCAUCCUCUGUUGCCCAGGUGAUGGAGUUCCCCCAGCAUUCCCAACAGUUGCUGUCAGCUUUGUGCUCCCAGCGCCGGCGGGGCUUCCUUUGUGACUGCACCGUCCUGGUGGGCUCAUCUCGUUUCCUGGCUCACAGGGCUGUUUUGGCCUCUUGCUCGCCUUUCUUCCACAUGUUCUACUCAGACUCUCAAGGGGUCGGCGGAGGGAACAGCACCAGCAGCUCUGUCACACUCGACAGCGACAUCGUCACGGCUGCUGCAUUUGGCUUGCUCUUGGACUUUGUGUAUGAAGGUGUGCUACGGCUGAAUGAGUCUCCACCAGUGGAAGAUGUAUUGGCAGCUGCAAGCUUUCUGCACAUGAACGAGGUGGUGAGAGUGUGUAAAAGACGACUGCAAAGGCGAGGGCCUCUGGCUGAGGCAGACAGCACCCGUUCUGAGGAAAGCGCUGUUGCAAGGAGGGGCACAGAGACAGUGGGGGAGGGCAGGGGUGAUGGUGGAGCUGAGCCCAUGGUGGCCACGGCAGGAGAUCAUUUGAAUCCGACAACGGCGGCAUCAGUCAGCGCAGCAGAGAGGAAUCAGCUGAACUCAGUGAAGUCUGAACAGAGGACAGGUGGGGGGACAUAUAAAUCUAGAGCUCAGACUCCCUUGAGCCCAAACCUGGCAGAUACCACACAGCCUGGCAUGGACGCCCCUCCUCUGCCCCCAGGUGGAGAGCUGGCACUUGGGAUAACCACGUGCCAGUCUGAUCCUGCCUCAGGAGGUCACAUCAGAGUACAGGCUGGAGAUCAGGGAGAGGGGUCAGCACUCAGUCCAUGCAGUUCUACAGAGUCAUAUAGGUACAACACUUGUGAUUUUUCAUUGAUCUGAAUGUCAACCAAGAUAAUACAAUAGUAGCAUCUAAGGUCUCUGGCACUUCACAGAAAUUUAAGUCAACAAAUGGAAUUAAAUGCCCCAAUUUUUAAAAAUAAAACUUGAUUAAUUUAAUGAAUGUAAGGGACACUAUACUUUGUUUAUUUAGUGUUAUUUUUCAGUGUACUAAGAACCUUGUGCUGAUUUAAAAUGAAUAAUAAUAUACGAAUUUCACUUUGGGGAUCAGUGAAGUUUUUGUAUUGUAUUGUAAAACUAAAAUGUUCCUUUUUCUCUGUUUGUUUUAAGCCACAGCGGUAAUCAGCAGCCUUCCUCAUCUUCGUCGUCCUUGGUAACAGUGGGUCAGGCCAGAGGUCAGUCAGUGCUUUAUCUUCCCCACUCAGAAUCCAGCCUCUACCACAGCUCUGUUCAGCAAGACACACCAAGACUACUCACUGAAGAUUCCUUCAGGCAUCCCCUGGGAGACCAAAGAGGUGCAGCAGGUGGAGAACAGCAGAUGGUUGUGCUAAUCCAAACAUCAGCACCAUCCUCACGCAGGGAAACAAGCCAGACACACUCACAGCGGCAGAGUGAGUUCCCCCAGAUUCGAAUCCAGAGUGCUGUUUCGCUGCAACCCCAAAGUCUGGACCCCCACCGCACUCAGACUCAAACUUCAAAGGGACCUAAUGUGUUUGCAAGUGCUCAUCCUACAGUCAGACAUGAGCGAUCUCUUGUGGGUGGAGUGAGGACAGAUGAUGAAGAUAAUGAGAAUGUGAAAGUCAAGGUGGAGGCAAUUGUUAUAUCUGAUGAGGAGUUAGAGGAGGAUAAAGAAGAGAGUGCAGAAAGAGAACCGGUGAUGGAUAUAGAUGAUGAGUUUGAAGAUGACAUCCAGGAAGAGGACCUUAACAACCCUCAGUUUCUCUCCUCCCACUCACAAGGCCUCUUACAAAUGACCUCCAAAUCUAGUGACUACACCUUCCCCCUCUCUCCUGCCUCCUCCUCCUCUGGAGCUGGCCCUUCCUCCCAGGACACUUCUUCAACCUCCUAUGCUUCCUCCAUCAACCCUUCGUCCACAGCUCAGAAUCAGUCAGACCCUCCUGCGUAUUUCCAGGACUUCCAGGACUCUUUGGGAAACUUCGCAGACGAUGUACCCACAUGUGAAGCCUGUGGAAAGACUUUCUCUUGUACAUACACACUGCGUCGCCAUGCAAUCGUACACACUCGUGCACGUCCUUACGAGUGUCACUACUGCUACCGGAGCUAUACACAGUCAGGUGACCUGUACCGACACAUUCGCAAAGCUCACGAUCGCUCACUUCGCACAAAACGCACCAGGGCUGACUCGGACAUGUUAGAGCCUCCCCAACCACCGCCGCCACCACAAAUACCACCUCUCCUCUAA
This is a messenger RNA of Xyrichtys novacula (pearly razorfish), 2437 nucleotides long. The record is from the annotation of a GenBank genome assembly. Lineage: Eukaryota; Metazoa; Chordata; Actinopteri; Labriformes; Labridae.